GGAAACGGGACUUAUUAUUUUUUCUUUAGGGCUAGCGACGGUUAGCGACACUUGACUCUGUCUGGAUAACGGCAAAAGAUAGGCUAAUAAUGCAAUUAAACCUGAUUUUGUUGUUCGCACUUUGUUCGCUGAACGCAAACUCAGCCGAAGAUCUGCUCGAGCUGGGCUGCAUAACGAACGCGCAAUGCCAACAAUUCGAGGGUGGCCAUUGCCAUGAUUCGAGCUGCGUGUGCGUAGCACGUGGCAGCAAGGAGCGCAUCGCCUGCCAGCCCAAGGACAAAAAGUUGACCAACAUAAUUGGCGGUCCGUGUCCCUGCACCCAGCCGCAUGCCGAAUGCGAUACAAAGAUGCAGCAGUGUUUCUGUGCCGACAACUACAUGGCCAGCGAGGAUAGACGCCGCUGCCUGCCGCUCCAGGUGCCCCUGGACGGAGCCUGUGAGCUGUCGCGCCAAUGCCAGCGGGCGGACACGUUUGCCGUCUGCCAAUUGUCGCAAAAGCGCUGCAUAUGCAGGGAUCACUUUGAGCAGCAACAGGGCAGGUGCCUGGCGCUCCUGGAUCUGAGUUGCAACAACAAUACGCAUUGCGACCACAUUGGCGCUUCGAUUUGCCUGCCGCAGGCCAUGAAGUGCGCCUGCAUUCCGGAUUAUGUGCCCAAUCAUAAUAUGACCGGCUGCGUGACGGGCGUUGGACUUGACAGCAAUUGUACGACUCCCGCCCAAUGCCAGCUGCAGCUCGGCGCCGGCAGCACCUGCCGCGACAAUCGCUGCACCUGCCGGAUCAAGCACUACCUGAAAAACGAUCAGAAUCGGAAGAGCGCCGUUUGUGAGCCCCUUGUGCCAUACGGCGCAUACUGUCGCCGCACGGAGGACUGCCAGCAGCAUCAGCCGGAUGUGGAGAGUCGGGUGCAAGACUCCCGGAUGCAGUGUUUGAGGGGCGAGUGCCAAUGUCGGGCCGAAUUUCGUGUUGUGGACAAUCAGCGUUGCGUGCUGGACACAUCCGCGGCUAAUCCGCGAUAUAAACUAUUCGCGCCACUCUCCAUGCUCAUUUUUUGGCCAAUUUAUUAUUAUGUAUAGCGAGAAUAGAAAAUAAACACACACAUUGAAAUACA
Messenger RNA from Drosophila montana, 1108 nucleotides. RefSeq names its product platelet endothelial aggregation receptor 1. The record is from RefSeq and is a predicted model, not a curated record. The transcript has 2 exons. NCBI's taxonomy places the organism in Eukaryota, Metazoa, Arthropoda, Insecta, Diptera, Drosophilidae. Bases 90 to 1073 code for a protein of 327 amino acids.